Messenger RNA from Cimex lectularius (bed bug), 1177 nucleotides. RefSeq names its product phospholipid phosphatase 2-like. The transcript has a single exon. Lineage: Eukaryota; Metazoa; Arthropoda; Insecta; Hemiptera; Cimicidae. The record is from RefSeq and is a predicted model, not a curated record. The coding region runs from base 57 to 1121 and encodes 354 amino acids. Gene Ontology annotation, biological process: phospholipid metabolic process; phospholipid dephosphorylation; signal transduction. Gene Ontology annotation, molecular function: phosphatidate phosphatase activity.
AUUAUUCUUUUGCACGACUUGUAGUUAGUUUUUAUGUAGUAGUUCGUAUUUGGAAAAUGUUUGCAAUGGAAAAUAGUCAAAUUUCUUCGUAUAUAUUGCCAGACAUAGUAUCGAUAAUGGGUUCUUUUAUUAUUUCUCUGGCGUUGGUAUCAUUCGUCCAACCACGCGUUCAAGGUUUCGAUUGCAAAAACAUUUCAAUAAGGUAUCCACAGAAGCCUUCAACUAUAAGCGCGACAACUUUGCUUAAUUCGUCUUUAGGUUUACCAACCUGCUUUAUCGUUGGGCUGGAAUCGAUAAUCCAAUGGAAGAAAAAGCCGCAAGGUCCUAACAAAACAGUCUUCGCCCUGAAACUUUUCAACACGAUCGCAGUUUUCUACACGGCGUUCAACAUGCAAUUCACCAUUGGGACCUUGUUAAAAUUGAUCGCGGGAGAACCCCGGCCGUAUUUCCUCGAGGCGUGUGAGCCGAAUGUCGACUGUUCCGACCCUGCAGUCAAUUCUCGUUUCGUCAACGUGUACAACUGUACAGGCGACAAGUCGACAGUCCGUCGAGCCAGAGGUGGAUUUCUAUCCGUGAAAACAAGCAGCAUGACGACAUCAAUGGUCUACAUUGCUUUGUUAACAGAAGUGAAGUUGCAAUUUAAAGAGAUUUUCCUCGGAAAGCUCUUCUUGCAGUUUUUAUUCGUUUCGAUCGCUUUAUUCAUAGGAGCAAGCAGGGUUGUCGAUCAUGAACACAAAUGGGCUGAUGUGGUCUUAGGUUUCUGCCUAGGCACUGCGACCUCUAUCGCCGCGGCUUUCGCCACGAACUGGUUUCAACAAAAUAUUUCCGUUAUCGACGAAACGACAAACCAAUUUCCGGAUGACAACAAAAUGAAAGUAACGAAAGGGCACCUGAAAAAAGGCUUUCACAUGCAUACGAAAAAAGGUUUCAGUAAGAGCCCAAGAGGAAGCAUAAAACCUUCCCCUGAGAGACAAUUAAAAGGUCUCAUAGUUAAAAAGAAUAAAGUAGUCCCGGUUAGAAAAUUAAGCUAUCACGGUAAAAGACAUUCCAAACGAGAUUCAAUGAAAACCGCACGCCUUUCAGCUCAAAACCCAAUAGACGACGAACCAUUAUUACAGUAAAAUUAAAAAUUCAACGAUUUGGAAAAACUACUUGAAAUAAAUAUCUUUCAGCUUUC